Serinus canaria (Common canary) is the source of this 1645-nucleotide messenger RNA. RefSeq names its product small nuclear ribonucleoprotein D3 polypeptide (gene SNRPD3). Gene Ontology annotation, cellular component: U4 snRNP; U5 snRNP; SMN-Sm protein complex. The record is from RefSeq and is a predicted model, not a curated record. NCBI's taxonomy places the organism in Eukaryota, Metazoa, Chordata, Aves, Passeriformes, Fringillidae. Gene Ontology annotation, molecular function: RNA binding. The transcript is spliced from 4 exons. Gene Ontology annotation, biological process: RNA processing; spliceosomal snRNP assembly. The coding region runs from base 172 to 552 and encodes 126 amino acids.
CCGCCCCGGAGCCGGGGCACCGCGGGGUGCCGGGCUGGCCCCAGGCGGGAGCGGACGGGACGAGGCCGCGCCGCCCCCAGCGCUCGUUCCGGUUCCGGCGCGCGGAGCAGGGCGGGAGGCGGCGGAGGCCAUUAACGGAGAGCAGCGCGGGCGAGCCACAGCACUGCAGCCAUGUCGAUUGGAGUGCCGAUCAAGGUCCUGCACGAGGCCGAGGGCCACAUCGUGACCUGUGAGACCAACACAGGAGAAGUUUAUCGAGGCAAACUUAUCGAAGCUGAAGACAACAUGAAUUGUCAGAUGUCCAACAUAACAGUGACCUACAGAGAUGGACGGGUGGCACAGCUCGAGCAGGUAUACAUCAGGGGUAGCAAGAUACGGUUCCUUAUCUUACCAGAUAUGUUGAAGAAUGCUCCUAUGCUAAAGAGCAUGAAGAAUAAAAACCAGGGUUCUGGAGCUGGGCGAGGGAAAGCAGCUAUUCUCAAAGCUCAAGUGGCUGCAAGAGGAAGAGGCCGUGGUAUGGGCCGUGGCAACAUCUUCCAGAAGAGAAGAUAAUUUUGGUCUUGGCCGAAUUGCUUUUUUUAUUAGGGGCUUUAACUUGACUCUGUGUGCAUUGGUAUCAGUUUUGUUUAAUAAAUGUUUCUGACAAAAACUCGUCUGCUCUUACCUGACAGGACAAUUCUUGGGCAAAUACACUGUAGGUUGAUUUCAGACUCAAGGCACCUUUGGAAAAUAGUGGACUUUAUUAUAUCUAGUUUUGACCACUUUGUGUGACGCAUUGGUUUUUCAAGAUCAUUAUGUUUCCUUUUUCUAGUUUAGUCCUGCUGUCAUUUAUUCUCUAAAAAAUUAGAAGGCAUUCUUAAUGAAGAAUUUUAAGUCAUACAUGAUAAAGUCUUAUUAGGAGCUGCAUUUUUGGAAAAAACAGCAAAACAGAGGCAGCUUCCUGAGAAGCAGAGCACUGUGUUCUUUAGCUUUAUAUGGACAACAAUAGAUAGAGGGCUAUCUUCAGAUCUCUAUAUUGAACUUGUAUUCUUGCAUUUCUUAUCUUUCUCUUUGGAUAUGGGGAGAAUUUUUCAUUAGGAACACACAACUUUGAUAGCCUGAAUCUAUAUUUGCAGUGAAAAAACUUAUUCUGACUUUCUUAGCAGUUUUUCCCUGUGUCUGGGAAAAGAUGACAGAACAUAAAAUAGGUGUUUUCCAGGAUAAGUGUGAAAUGCUUUGUAGAUUUGAAAGGCAGUGCAGGUGUAUGAGGAAAGUUUUAUAAUAGUAAUCCAUUAAACACAGCUCAAUCCAAAUGCUGAUGUUUUGAACAAAAUUCACUAUCAACUUCAGCUUUUGAUCUUAUUAUCUACACACAGUUGUGUAUAGAUCAGCUGAUCUGCAGGAAGCAAAAUGCAGUUGUAACUUCAUUAAAGUGUAGUGUGGGUGUUUUUACUGACUUAAAUGGUUGAAAUGUUUCAAUGUAACCCUUGUGUACCUAAUCACGUCCUUACCUACGGUCAAUUACCAGUCUGUACACACACAAAAGAGCUGCUCUUGCUUCUCUGCCUGGAUGCUGUGAAGACUCUCCCUUGUGUGCAGACAGGAAAGUUGAACUAAUGUAUUGACUUGUUGAAUUGUGUGUAAAUAAAGCUGUAUUUGGUCUCUA